Heterocephalus glaber (naked mole-rat) is the source of this 4590-nucleotide messenger RNA. It is a transcript of the gene Ankfn1, whose product is annotated as ankyrin repeat and fibronectin type III domain containing 1. Gene Ontology annotation, biological process: regulation of establishment of bipolar cell polarity; establishment of mitotic spindle orientation. The record is from RefSeq and is a predicted model, not a curated record. Gene Ontology annotation, cellular component: spindle. Gene Ontology annotation, molecular function: protein binding. NCBI's taxonomy places the organism in Eukaryota, Metazoa, Chordata, Mammalia, Rodentia, Bathyergidae.
UUGUUCCCACAUGCCACCCCGAAUGAUUCUCACAGAUACAAUAGGCUAAGCACACGGAAGUCAUGGCAUCCUUUUCCUACACGCACACAAGCUUGAGAAAUCAAGCUGUCCCCGGGCUGCAGUCCCGAGAAUACACCUAGAUUCUGAGCUGAGCUUUUUCCUCCUCCUCUCCUUAUCCCAUGCAUCAUUUGUCUUUUUAUUUUGCAUUAAAAGUAGCUUAGUGAUCAUGGACUUCAGCCCUUGCUUGUAGUGAUCCUGUUCGCAUUUUACUCUUGACACAGAAUAGGAAGGAGGUUCGCUUGCUUUGCGCAGAAGCUGAGCCACAGGAGAAAGCAAAGCCAAUGUGAUUUAUUGAAUGAAAGCACUGGACAAUUAUCAACAACUUGUUCCUCUGCUGCCUCGAACAACCUAAGCUGGAACUGCCGUGUGAAAAUGACCCAACAAAUGCAGAAUUUACAUCUUUCUCAGUCAAAAAAGCACAGUGCCCCAUCGUCUCCCAAUGCUGCCAAACGCCUGUACAGGAACCUCUCGGAGAAACUGAAGGGCAGCCACUCUUCCUUUGACGAGGCCUAUUUUAGAACAAGAACUGAUCGCCUGAGUCUCAGAAAGACCUCGGUGAACUUCCAGGGCAAUGAAGCCAUGUUUGAGGCAGUUGAGCAGCAGGACAUGGAUGCUGUGCUGCUCCUCCUGGAACAGUACACCCCAGAAGAGCUAGACCUCAACACCCCUAACAGUGAGGGGCUGACACCUCUGGACAUUGCCAUCAUGACCAACAACGUGCCCAUCGCAAAGAUUCUUCUGAGGACAGGGGCCCGAGAAAGUCCACAUUUUGUCAGCCUGGAAAGCCGCACAAUGCACCUCAACACACUGGUCCAGGAGGCCCAGGACAGGGUGAAUGAACUGUCUGCCCAGGUGGAGAAUGAAGGACUCACCCUGGACAACACAGAGAAACAGCUGAAAGCUUGGGAGUGGAGGCACCGGCUCUACAGACGCAUGAAAACGGGCUUCGAACAUGCCAGAGCCCCUGAGAUGCCAACCAAUGCCUGUCUCAUGGUAACCAGCAGCGUGUCUCUCACUGUCACCUUCCAAGAGCCUCUCAGCACCAACGCAGCUGUAGUGACCAGGUAUAAAGUGGAAUGGAGUAAAUCUAAAGACUUUUGUCCUUUGGCUGGAGAAAUCAUCAUGGACAACCUGCACACCCUGAGAUGCACAAUCACAGGACUUAUAACGGGACAACAGUAUUUCGUUCAAGUCUCGGCUUAUAACAUGAAAGGGUGGGGCCCUGCUCAGACCACGACACCCACCUGUGCCUCUCCUUCUAACUGGAAAGACUGUGAUGACAGAGAGCCCAGACACAAGGGACAGAAUGAAGUUCUGGAGAGUCUGCUGCAGCAGGUCCGAGCCCUUCAUCAGCAUUACAGUUGCCGGGAAAGUUCAAAAUUACAAACCGCAGGCCGCAAGCAGUCAGUAUCAAGAAGCCUGAAACACCUAUUCCAUUCUUCAAACAAGUUUGUGAAGACCUUAAAACGGGGACUCUACAUAGCCGUUGUAUUUUACUACAAAGACAAUAUGUUAGUCACAAAUGAAGAUCAAAUACCAAUCGUUGAGAUAGAUGACUCUCACACCAGUUCCAUUACACAAGAUUUUCUGUGGUUCACCAAGCUGUCUUGUAUGUGGGAAGACAUAAGGUGGCUGAGGCAAAGUGUACCUAUUUCAAUGUCCUCAUCCACAGUGCUGCAAACCCGGCAGAAGAUGCUUGCUGCAACAGCCCAGCUACAGAAUUUACUUGGAACACACAACUUGGGAAGAGUUUACUACGAGCCCAUUAAAGACCGGCAUGGAAACAUACUCAUAGUCACCAUCAGAGAGGUGGAGAUGCUUUAUUCUUUUUUUAAUGGCAAAUGGAUGCAGAUCUCAAAGCUGCAAAGCCAGAGGAAGUCUCUAUCAACACCUGAGGAGCCAACGGCCUUAGACAUUUUACUAAUAACCAUCCAGGAUAUUCUCUCCUACCACAAAAGGAGUCACCAGCGUCUCUCUCCUGGAUUAUACCUAGGUUACCUAAAGUUAUGUAGCUCUGUGGAUCAAAUCAAAGUUCUUGUAACACAAAAGUUGCCCAACAUUCUCUGCCAUGUGAAGAUCCGUGAAAACAAUAACAUUUCCAAGGAGGAGUGGGAAUGGAUCCAAAAGCUUUCUGGCUCUGAAUCUAUGGAAAGUGUGGAUCAUACUUCUGACUGCCCCAUGCAAUUGUUCUUCUAUGAGCUCCAGAUGGCAGUGAAAGCUCUUCUUAAGCAGAUCAAUAUACCUCUACACCAGGCAAGGAACUUCCGCCUCUACACACAGGAGGUGUUGGAAAUGGGUCACAAUGUGUCCUUUCUUCUCCUGCUCCCUGCCUCAGACGACGUCUGUACAGCCCCAGGACAGAAUAAUCCUUACACCCCACACUCAGGGUUUCUUAACCUCCCUCUUCAGAUGUUUGAACUUGUGCAUUUUUGCAGCUACAGAGAGAAAUUUAUUAGUCUGUAUUGCCGCCUUUCUGCUGUCCUGGAGCUGGAUUCUCUGAAUACCCAACAGUCCCUGAGGGAAGCAAUCUCAGACAGCGAGGUUGCAGCUGCCAAACAAAGACAUCAGCAGGUUUUAGAUUUCAUUCAGCAAACAGAUGAAAUUUGGCGUGAAAUGAGAUGGAUCAUGGAUGCUCUACAAUAUGCAAGAUACAAACAACCGGUUUCUGGAUUGCUUAUCACUAAGCUGAUAGAUCCUUCAGAUGAGCAGAACCUAAAGAAAAUUAACUCUACAUCAUCACAUAUAGACUGUCUUCCAUCGCCAUCGCCCGAGAUGCACAGAAGAAAGGCAGUGAGUGAGUCGCAACCCUGCUCGGAUGAAGAAGCCUGCUCGGAAGUCUUCCUCCCCACGGACAGCGACUAUGACUCCAGUGAUGCCUUGAGCCCCCGGGACUUGGACCUGGUCUACCUGUCUUCGCAUGACAUCGCCCAACAGGCCCUCAGCGGCCUCAGCGGCAGCGCCCCCGACGUCCUUCAAGUGCACGACAUGAAGAGCCCGCCGGGGACAGGCCAAGACCCCUUGGUCCAAGCUCAAGCCCCAGACCCGGACCACUCGUGUGCAGAGCUCCUCCACAGCCUAACACUUACAGGGUUCACACCUAAGAACUACGCCAAGAUGGCGCCGGGUGCACGGCCGCCCCUGGGCUUCCUGGGAAAGCGGAAGCCGGGCAAGCACCAGCACUACGGCGGCUUCAGCCGCCACCACCGCUGGCUGCGCAUGCACAGUGAGACGCAGUCGCUGUCGCUUUCUGAGGGUGUGUACACCCCACACCUGUCCCGGGCCUGCGGCCUGGACCGGGACCUCGGGGAAGCCGAGCGGCAGAAUCCCGCCCUCGAUGGGCCCCGGGGCCUGCCACUGGCUCAUGCCACCAGCCUCCCAGAGGAGCGGAAGGGCUGCCUUCAGGACCUGAGGCCUUCUGUCCGCCGCAUCUACGUGGAGCCCUAUGCCGGGGCCCUUGUGGCCCAGGACAGGAAGCCAUGGGCUGGCUUGAGCCCGACGCCUGGAGGCCGCACCCGCCUGCCUGGCCCCUCGGUCCCUGACAUGAACCCGGAGGGUCCCACCUCACCGGUGUCUGAAAUACUCAGCAGCAUGCUUUAGGGAGACACAUGCGGGCCGUGCACUGUGCCACUCCCAUCCUUGCAUUUCCCGUCACCCUAACCCAGCCUGCCUCACUGCCUCCCCAACCCAUUUUCAAAUGUUUUGAAUAUUACAAAUCCAAAGGUUACAAGUUCAAGGCCCUCUUUUUGGAAAGUAGAGGGGAGAUGGAGGCCAGAGUGCCAUUCCCAUUUCAGCCUAGAAGAGGCAUGGAGGAGUUUUUGUGUCACACGAAGUCUGAGACAGUGAUUCAACACCCUGUUCGUGGCAUUUGUUACUGUGGUAGAACAGGCCAGAGAGACACCCUCACCUUUGCAGCUGGCUGUAUAAUCUGACCCCUGGGCUUAGGGCUCUUUCAUGAAUUAGGAUUGAUUAAGAGAAGUUCUAUAGAUGGAAAUAAGAUUGGCAUUGGUUUUCCUUCCAAUCCAAACCUUAAGAAGAGUUUGGGGAAAAGAGACCCGGGUUCUGUCUUCAGGCCAUGGGAUCAAGAAGGCUUGGUUUAGGUUCCCUGUCAGCUAAACCAGAAAUGGUUUAGGUCAUGCCAAAGUGGCUCAGAAUUCACCAAAUCCAAUUUAUCAUCAGCACUCAACUGAUUAAGUAGGCCUUGUGCGUAGGCCCUUAGUGCUGUGUAGAGAUCACCAGAAACAAAAGUGGAACACACUUCUAGCUCUGUCUUGCAAAAGUAGAAUAGGGCAAGAAGAAACCCUUCCAGCACACUCAGCUCCUAUUUAAACGUGACAGCCGGCAGCAAAUUGUUCCAGGGUGCAAGAAAAUGGAUGAAUUAAGUGAAAGCCUAAUUUGUAGAUGAGAGGAGGGAGAGAAACAUGAACAAAAGUAUAUUUCCUUUACAAUUCUGAAACAAACUAAGCAAACUAAGUCCAUAAAUCUGUCAGUGAAAAUCACACUGGAUCUUCUCCAGAUUCUGAAGUGAUGAAA